Phragmites australis (common reed) is the source of this 1787-nucleotide messenger RNA. RefSeq names its product UDP-glycosyltransferase 1-like. Gene Ontology annotation, molecular function: UDP-glycosyltransferase activity. The transcript has a single exon. NCBI's taxonomy places the organism in Eukaryota, Viridiplantae, Streptophyta, Magnoliopsida, Poales, Poaceae. The record is from RefSeq and is a predicted model, not a curated record. The coding region runs from base 93 to 1583 and encodes 496 amino acids.
UGAGAGAAGUCGGAGGCAAACGCAAGCUUUGCCAACAUCUUCUAGCUCAAGCUGCCGUGUGGCCUUUCAUUCGCCAGUGCAGUAAUCCCUCAAUGACGACCCCAGAUGGUUGCCAUGAUGAGCAGCCGAAGAAGCUGGUGGUCAUCUACUCCCCGCCAGCGAUGAUCGGCCACCUGGUCUCCACGGUGGAGCUCGGAAAGCUGCUCGCAGAGCACGGUCUCAAGGUCACCAUCGCCCUCGGCGGGCAGGCUGACGAUCACAAGGCCGCCGGCAGCACCACAGCUAAUCCUCUUCUCGAAGGCGUCGGGGCCGCCCACUCCGAUCUCUCUGUGCACCGCCUACCUCAGAUCACGCGCCCGAGCCACGUGCCAGCCCAUGACCACGUGGCGCAGGCCUUCGAGCUCGCUCGCGCCUCUACCACUGACCUCCGUGACUUCCUCCGCUCCACCUCCCCUGCAGCCCUCCUCCUCGACUUCUUCUGCGGCAGCGCCGUGGACGUCGGCGCCGAGCUCGGCAUCCCGACGUACUUCUUCUUCACCUCUGGCGUCGCCGGCCUCGCCUUCUUGUUAUAUCAGCCGGUCAUCCAUGGACAGACCACUCUGAACCUCCGAGACCUCGGUGGCGACCUUCUGCACGCGCCGGGCCUCCCUCCGGUACCGGCAGAUCACCUAGCCGAGGCUGUCCUCGACCGCAACAGCCUUUCCAGCAGGCACUUCCGCGCCUUGUCCGAACAGUUGAACAACUCCCAAGGCGUCAUCGUGAACAGCUUCCGCUCCCUGGAGCCACGCGCCACGGGCGCCAUCGUGGCCGGCCUGUGCACGCCCCCCGGGCGUCGAGCUCCACCGCUGCACUGCAUCGGUCCACUGAUAAAGUCGGAGGUCGGCGCAAAAAGGCACGAGUGCCUCGUGUGGCUCGACGCCCAGCCGAAGGCCAGCGUGGUGUUCCUCUGUUUCGGCAGCUUGGGCCGGUUCAGCGCAGAGCAGACGAAGCAUGUGGCGCGCGGGCUGGAGAUGAGCGGGCAACGGUUCCUGUGGGUCGUGCGCCGCCCGCCUGGCGAUGACGACGAGCAGCAGCCGGACCCCGACCUUGACUGGACCGGUUCGGCGCUCCUCCCGGAAGGCUUCCUGGCCCGCACCAAGGACAGGGGGCUGGUCGUCAGGUCGUGGGCGCCGCAGCGCGAGGUGCUGGCCCACAGCGCUGUGGGCGGGUUCGUGACGCACUGCGGGUGGAACUCGGUGCUGGAGGCCGUCGUGGGCGGGGUGCCGAUGCUUGCGUGGCCGAUGUACGCCGAGCAACGGAUGAACAAGGUGUUCUUGGUGGAGGAGAUGCGGCUGGCCGUGGCUGUGGAAGGGUACGACAAGGAGAUGGUCAAGGACGAGGAGGUGGCGGAGAAGGUGAGAUGGCUGAUGGAGUCAGACGGUGGCGCGGAGCUCCGGCAGAGAACGUGGGCUGCCAUGCGGCAGGCGAAGGAGGCGCUGUGCGACGGCGGCGAGUCUAAGAUUGCACUGUUGGAGCUUGUAAGACAUUGGAAAAUGCUGGCGUGGACGGGUGAAUGGCGUAAAGGACGAACACAAACUAGAUGAACAAGCAAGUUAAUUCGUGUGACUGUACAGACUAGAAAUUUAGUUUACAGUUGAAUAAUAAAUAUUUGUGUUAAUAAUAGUUAUAUGUUAAGAUACAUCAACUAUUUAUAUUUAAAUAUUAGAAUGUAAAAUAUAAAUGUAAUUUUUGUUUAAAAUAUUGGAAUCAUGUUUAUUAUUUGUGAAUAGAUCUAAUUUAUAAUUUUC